AUGUUUCCCACUACUUUUUGGAGCUUCUUCCAAGUCGCGCUCCUCUGUCUCAGUCUCCUCUGCCUUGUCACAGCCCGUCCACCUGACGAGUCAACCGCGCCGACCAAACCCUCAACCAUCCAGCUCCGCAGCGAGGUCGUCAAAACGAUACUCCCCCCACGCAAGAGCGGCCGCGGCCGCACCGGAAACCCCUCCGCAACCUCUUUCGUCGAACUCCAGCUGAACCUCUGCAACAGCGGCUUUGCAGGCUGCUACAAAGACGGCAAAUCAAUCCCCGAAGGCAGUGCUCGGAUCUACAACGCAGGCCCCAACCUCGUGACCGUAAACGAGGUCUGCUUCAGCGACGUGACGAAGCAUCUUCAGCCCGCGCUAGCAGAAGCAUGGCCGGACGAUUACACCUACUCUGUGUUCAUGCCCGCGCUCUACAAGGGCAACGACACGGCGUACCGCUGCCGCGGCUUCAAAGACUUCUACGGCAACGCCGUCAUCGGUCGCGUCGCUGCCGCAAACUGGAAAGGCGUCACGGCGUACGGCGGCCGAUACGCAACUCAGGCGGCGGCUAGCAACGAGGCGCGCACCUUUGCCUGUGCGGAGGCCGAGGGCGACCACUUCGCCUGCGUGACGCAUCUCGCUGCAACGCCGCCGGAGACGGCGCUGGCGCAGUGCAAGGCACUCAUGUUUGACGCGGUGCCGUACCUCAAGGCUGUGGGCGGGGCGACGGGGAAGACGGUUGUGGGCGGGGAUUUCAAUCUCAAGUACGACAAGGGCAGCUCGACGAACGUGCAGCUGUGCGUGCCGAAUGGGUAUACGCGGAAGGGCGACGGCGACGUGCAGCACAUUAUCGCGAUGAACAGUCUCGUCUUUCAGGAUACGGAUCAGGGUGGCUUGACGUAUUCGGACCAUCCGUGGUUCUCGGCCGAUUUCACGGCUCGCUGA
This is a messenger RNA of Coniosporium apollinis CBS 100218, 936 nucleotides long. RefSeq lists its product as uncharacterized. Bases 1 to 936 code for a protein of 311 amino acids. Lineage: Eukaryota; Fungi; Ascomycota; Dothideomycetes. The record is from RefSeq and is a predicted model, not a curated record. The transcript has a single exon.